ACCUCAGAAGUAACCUCUGAGACAAUAAGCACACGAGUGCUCUCCACUGUACCAGAAUCUCUGCAGGUGUUCCAGGGACGAAGGCUGGAGCAGAUCCACAGAGCUCACAUGUUGCCCAGGCAGAACCCACAGAGCCCUGAGUCACCCCAAUGAGCAUGCUGAGAUGGAAGGCAGACAUCUCUAGACUGAGAAUAGUCUCUCUACACUGCUCAGAAAGAGAGGCUCAGGCGCCUGGCAGACCCAAGGACAGCUUUGCUCUGAAGCCCUGACUCUCAGAAAGGCAACUGUGCUGUGAAGGUGCCAGAAAAUGCCUCACCAUGAGAGCUGACAACCAGAGCCUCCUGGGGGGUCCUCCCAGGGACUUCAUCCUCCUGGGUGUUUCUGGCAGGCCAUGGCUGGAACUCCCUCUCUUUCUGGUCCUCCUGGUGUCCUACAUUCUUGCCAUGUUGGGGAACAUUGCCAUCAUCCUGGUGUCCCGGCUGGACACCCAGCUCCACAGCCCCAUGUACUUCUUCCUCAGCCACCUUUCCUUCCUAGACCUCUGCUAUACCACCACCACAGUCCCCCAGAUGCUGGUCAACCUGGGAAGCUCCAGGAAGACCAUCAGCUAUGGGGGUUGCACAGUACAGUAUGCUGUUUUCCACUGGCUGGGAUGCACCGAGUGCAUCGUGCUGGCUGCCAUGGCUCUGGACCGCUACGUGGCCAUCUGUGAGCCCCUGCGCUAUGCCCUCAUUAUGCACCGCCCUCUCUGUAAGCAGCUCAUGGCCAUGGCCUGGCUAAGUGGCUUUGGCAACUCCCUGGUUCAGGUAGUCUUGACGGUGCAGUUGCCUUUCUGUGGGCGGCAGGUGCUAGACAACUUCUUCUGUGAGGUGCCAGCUAUGAUCAAGCUGUCCUGUGCCAACACCACCGUGAAUGAUGCCACACUGGCCGUGCUGGUGGCCUUCUUUGUGUUGGUCCCCCUGGGGCUCAUCCUGCUCUCCUACGGCUUCAUUGCCCGGGCAGUGCUCCGGAUCCAGUCCUCCAAGGCUCGGCACAAGGCUGUUGGGACCUGCUCCUCCCACCUGGCAGUGGUCUCCCUCUUCUACCUCCCUGCCAUCUACAUGUACCUGCAGCCCCCAGCCAGCUACUCCCAAGAGCAAGGCAAGUUUAUCUCCCUCUUCUAUUCCAUCAUCACCCCCACCCUCAAUCCCUUCAUCUACACCCUGAGGAACAAGGAUGUGAAGGGAGCUCUGAGAAAACUACUCACAAAGCUGUGGCAGCUCUGCAGAUAGUGAAGACCUGGGCCGGGUCACUUUGAUGGCCACAGACUCAGCAGGUGGGUCAUGUGCUCAGAGAACCUUUCACU
Messenger RNA from Phyllostomus discolor (pale spear-nosed bat), 1345 nucleotides. RefSeq names its product olfactory receptor 2B11. The transcript is spliced from 3 exons. Gene Ontology annotation, molecular function: olfactory receptor activity; G protein-coupled receptor activity. Gene Ontology annotation, cellular component: membrane. The record is from RefSeq and is a predicted model, not a curated record. NCBI's taxonomy places the organism in Eukaryota, Metazoa, Chordata, Mammalia, Chiroptera, Phyllostomidae. Gene Ontology annotation, biological process: G protein-coupled receptor signaling pathway. The coding region runs from base 318 to 1271 and encodes 317 amino acids.